This is a messenger RNA of Sesamum indicum (sesame), 2065 nucleotides long. RefSeq names its product glycosyltransferase BC10. Gene Ontology annotation, molecular function: glycosyltransferase activity. The record is from RefSeq and is a predicted model, not a curated record. Gene Ontology annotation, cellular component: membrane. NCBI's taxonomy places the organism in Eukaryota, Viridiplantae, Streptophyta, Magnoliopsida, Lamiales, Pedaliaceae.
UUCGAUAAAGGACAGACACCCAACACAACACAACACAUCACAUCAACAUCUCUCCUAGGUUCUUCCACACACACACACACACACACAUACACUCACACUCAACACACAUACUCAUUCAAUUCUCUCCCAAACUCCCGGGCCUCUCUCAAUCUCUCAUCAAUAUUCAGUUUCAUGGAAUUGGUAUACAACAACCCAUGAAUGCUGCAUUUUUCUUCAAAGCACUGUUCUCUACGUUUUGGGCAAGAAUUUGGAGAGAAAAAAAAGAAUUCAGUUUCAUGGUUCAAACCCAAACGUUUGUUUUCUCAUUUAUUGUUGGAAUUGUGAAUGAAUCAUAAAUUUGAUUCCUUGACCAUACCUUCGAUGCACAUUUAUUACAAGCCCACAUGAUGACAACAUAAAAACAUCUCCCUCUCACCCUCUGUUGUUGUAAUAAGCUCAAAAAUUCUCGUCUUACUUACCUUUUCUUGUUCCUCUCACUCAUGACAUCUGUUGUUCCGAUUUUUGCCAAGAGAAUCAGCUGCAAAAUCUUGGGUUUGAAUUCGUUCGCUCCUAUUUGCAGUAUCGGUUUUGCAGAAUCUUGAGUAUGAAUUCGCGUUUAUGUAAUAUUAUAUAAUUGCCAUAGUGGGUUUCCAAAGUGCAGUUUCAUGUCCGAAGCUUUCUCAUCUGGAAUUUGCUGAGGCUUGAACUGAAGAUGCACACAAGAGGGGGGAGUUUAGGUUCAUUGGAGGAUGGCAAAGUACCUUAUGUUAGAAUCAUAAACCAGCCAAGUAGGCCUUUUCCACUAAAAUUACUACAGUUUCUCUUGCUUUUGUUAGGAUUAGGCAUACUUUUCUCGUUUCUAAGUAUGUAUGCUAGCCGGUAUCUUAAGAUCGAGACCGAAGUUUCUGUGGUUCAAUCAAGAUUUCAGCCCUGUGUUCGAGAACCAAAUACUAUAGAGAGUUGGGUUAGACCUCCUUCAAACCUUUUGCAUCAUAUGAAUGACGACGAGCUAUUCUGGCGGGCUACAUUUGUUCCUCAAAUUCAACAGUACCCCUACAAGAGAUCUCCCAAGAUUGCAUUCAUGUUCUUGACAAGAGGGCCUUUGCCUAUGGCACCUCUGUGGGAGAAAUUCUUUGAUGGGAAUGAGAAGUUCUAUUCAAUCUACAUCCACUCAUUACCUUCCUAUAGGCCGGAUUUCCCACCUUCAUCGGUUUUUUAUGGCCGGCAAAUUCCAAGCCAGGUUGCUGAGUGGGGAAUGAUGAGCAUGUGUGAUGCUGAGAGACGUCUUCUUGCUAAUGCGUUACUCGACAUCUCCAACGAAUGGUUUGUCCUUCUCUCAGAAGCAUGCAUUCCUAUUCAAAACUUCAGCAUCGCUUACCGCUACAUAUCAAGAUCACGAUACAGCUUUAUGGGUUCAUUUGACGACCCUGGUCCUUAUGGUAGAGGACGAUAUGACGACAAGAUGUCACCUGAAGUCAACAUCACAGAUUGGCGUAAAGGAUCUCAAUGGUUUGAAGUUAACAGAAAACUGGCAGUCGACAUUGUUGAAGAUAGCCUUUAUUACCCCAAAUUUGAAAAGUUCUGCCGACCAGCAUGCUAUGUAGACGAACACUACUUCCCCACAAUGCUGAGCAUAAGAUCUCCCCAUCUACUGGCAAACAGAAGUCUAACGUGGGUCGACUGGUCGAGGGGCGGGGCCCACCCUGCUGCAUUUGGAAAAGAUGACAUAACACAUGAAUUUUUCAAGAAUAUCUUUGAUGGUGAACCAUGCUUCUACAACAAUCAGCCGACAUCCCUCUGUUUCCUGUUUGCCAGGAAGUUUGCCCCCAGCGCUUUGGAUAAAUUAGUAGCGAAUUCAACCAUUUUUUUUGGAUUUUGAGGAACGAUUACUUACUGAUUCUAAUUUUUUAUGAUUAUGAAAUUAGGCAUACAAUGCUGAUAAUAUAUUUACAUAUAGCACAGAAUUCCAGUAGUGUGACAGAUAGAAGUCAGAUUUAACAGCCUCCUGGCUACGUCACAGAACAGUAUUUCGAUCUUCUGUCAUUGUAAUGAUAUUCAUAUCAUAGUAAAUGAGAUUGAGAUCAGU